AUGAGUCGGCCCAGACUUUCAUUGAGAAUUUCACGCCUUGGUGGCGAGGGCCAUGCGGAGAAGAGAGAUUUUGCGUUUCUGGAUAAGAUUCAUCCGAAUAGGAUUAAGUCGUUGAAGGCGUGGAUGGAGAAGAACAAGUAUGAUGGUCAGGGCAAGAGUGUUUUGAAGGGGCCGGCAGAUCUUAAGGCGAUGGCGGCGAAGAUGCAGGCGCAGCAGAAUGGGAAGUGA
Molecule: messenger RNA, 228 nt
Organism: Fulvia fulva
Lineage: Eukaryota; Fungi; Ascomycota; Dothideomycetes; Mycosphaerellales; Mycosphaerellaceae
Exons: 2
Coding region: 1-228 (75 amino acids)
Source: RefSeq, a predicted model, not a curated record